Molecule: messenger RNA, 2854 nt
Organism: Amphibalanus amphitrite
Lineage: Eukaryota; Metazoa; Arthropoda; Thecostraca; Balanomorpha; Balanidae
Product: major vault protein-like
Exons: 3
Coding region: 191-1792 (533 amino acids)
Cellular component (GO): nucleus; cytoplasm
Source: RefSeq, a predicted model, not a curated record
AAAUGUCUUUGUUGACUUUUCGUCUGACUGUGUGGGGGGCAAGCCAAAUAGUGUGUAAAGGAAAGGUGAUAGGUAUUUGCAAGGCUAUAUAAGGUAUUUGUGAAAAAUAGCGAAUUUUGUGCGAUACUGCGAUACUUACGGCUUACCCAACAGUUUGGAGAGCAAUAAGUGACAGGUGGCUGACGGCAGGAUGGAAUCACAGUCAAGCACCACAGCUAGCAGCAGCUGUCACUGCCAGGAGACUGAUACUGAUGACACAAGCACCAUGGCCGACACAUGGAGUGUGGUGUCUGAGUCGUCCUUGGCUGUGACAUCACCUAUUGGGUCGUCAUCGGUGCAGCGUUACGUGCUGAGGGCCUUCACCUACCUGCAUGUGCAGGACCAGGACACAGGUGUCACCCGACUGGUGACUGGCCAGCGUAGCUUCAGCACAAAGCCAAGUGAAAGAGUCAUCUUUGGCCCGCAGCCGAUGGUGGUGGUACCGCCAGCCCACUACUGCGUCGUCGAGAACCCGGCGGUGCGUAACGGCACUCAGGUGGCGUUCGACGAGUUCGGCCAGGCGCUGCUGCGUCACGGUGAGCGCGAGAUGCGUCUGACUCGGGCUCCGUUCCCCCUGUUCCCGGGCGAGACGCUGGUCGGCGGCGUACGCCCGCUCCCGGUGGUCGGCGAGGGCCAGGUGCUGCGCCUGCGCGCGCUGCAUGACACCACUGAUAGCGAGGGCACGCAGCGUCAGGCCGGGGACCAGUGGCUGGUGAGGAAGAAGGGCAUGUACACGCCGUCGAUGGCCGAGGAGGUGGUCGGCGUACUGGAUUUAAAGGUGGUCACCCUGACGAACCGUCAGUACUGCAUCGUCUGCACGCCCGUGCUGGGCGAGAAGCCGAAGCGGAGGGUUGUGCGCGGGCCUCUCUCUUUCCUCCUGCAGCCGGACGAGACUCUCGAUAACGGGGUCCGAGAGAUCCACUUCCUGGAGGCGGCUGACGCGCUGGACCUGGUGGCGCGCGAGGCGUUCACGGACGAGACGGUGACGCCGGCGGUGGAGCGCGCGCUGGGAGACCGGUGGACGGUGCGCGGACCGGCCGUGGUCGCGCCGCCCGCUGAGGUCGAGGUGCUCCGGAAGCACAGCGUCAUCGCUCUGGGCGCCACCGAAGGCGUGUACGUACAGAACACGGAGACAGGUGAGGUGCGCGCCCAGAUGGGCCGGCCGUACCUGCUCGCCAUCAACGAGCGGCUCUGGAGCAAGGACCUGCCGCUGGACGCCGAGCAGCUGCUGGCCGAGUACCGCGCAGAGGCCGAGGCGGACGGCGGCGGCGGCGGUCGGUGGCGCGACAAGAGCCGCGUGGUGCAGGUCUUUGUGCGCCUGGACCGGUGCCUGGUGAUCGAGAACCCCCUCACCGAGGAGACGCGCGAGGUGCACGGCCCGCAGCUGGCCAGUCUGAUGCCUGACGAGCAGUUCCGGGUGUUCUCUCUGCCCGGCGGCACGCCCGUGCUGCCAGGGCGCUCUCAGUCGCUGACGCUGCCCCUGCUGGGCGACAUGCACCGCCUGACCGACCUGAUCACCGUCCGAGACGAAGAGGACGGUCACACGAUGACCGUCAAUAUCACGUGGAAGCUGGUGUACCCCACGUCGGGUCCUAUCGCCAAAAACGGGGCAGAUGAGGCGUACUUGCAGCUGAGGCGCCGUUUUCUCUCUGAGGCUCCGUGCGGCUUGAUCAGAAAGCUAUACGAGAUCGGGGAGUUUCGGUUUCAGGUUGUGGUCACCUCUGACGUGACAGAGUCAGCCAGCGAGUAUUGAUCUGGGUUAGCUGUAAAUAACUCAGCUGGGGAGUCAAUUAAAUGCGUGUAUUAUUUUUCAUAUAUUCACCUAGGAUUAGUAUCAAAGAUUGGAUGCAGCAAAAAAAAAAUCCAAAAGUUACUGAAAGCCUAAUUUGUUGGCCACGACUGGCCACAACAGUGCGAAGGUUACGCCAGAGAAUGAUCAUUUCGGUCACAUCUGAUCAGACGCUGCAACCGAUUCCUUUGGAUGCGGACGAAUGUUCGACGUUAUAACGAGUCCUUUCUAAUUCUUGUGAAUGAUCUAUUAUUACUACCCAUCCCUGUUAGAACUUACUUUUAUGGGCUUGAAGACUCUCGCACUAGCUGUAGACUUUAAGCGUGCUAAAGAUAUGCCACGAGUGACGAGGCAUUUAAGGUGGCCUAGCAAGGUUACGCCGAGCUGCUUUCCAACACGGCAUCACAAGUGGAUUAGCAUGCUUGCAGUUCUCGGGUUAACUGGCAAUGUUCGGUAAGAUCGUUGGCCCCUUUGCCCCCACCGUAGUGCAUUAUCGGGUAAGGUCACUCGCUGUUUAGUGAACACACCUAUUGCACACGCUUUGAUCACGGAGAUUUGCCUUGUUUCUAGAUCUCGAAAGAUUAUGUUGUCAUUGCUUGUGAGGUGCGUGUUUUAAGCUUUUAAUCGUCGGCUUGGAACCAUAGGUAUAGGUUAAGAAACUCGCCCCGACCACAGCUCAUAUAAAGAGUGAUUUACACCGGCUUUCUUAGAAAGAAUAAGUAGUAGUCAUUUCGUUAGUUCAGUUGAGCAAGAUUGCAUUGUGAUAGCCUAGAAGUGCCUGCAAUAUCACGAAUUUUGCGGGUGCUGAGUUGUGGUGAUUGUUACAUCUUAAGCUGGUUUGCGACAGAAAUCGUUGGUCAGGUCGUGUGUCAAUAGAUGUGCUGCAAUAUGUUAUUGUAAUCGGGAUACUUAUGUGGUAUUUUGCGGCUUUCCUUGAGUGAUCGCCACUAUUGGCUUAGGUUUGGAAGUUGAGCGUGACCAGUGACAUUUCUGCACUUAAAAUAAAAAAUAAAGAAAAGCCUUCGA